Messenger RNA from Prunus armeniaca (apricot), 201 nucleotides. The record is from the annotation of a GenBank genome assembly. Lineage: Eukaryota; Viridiplantae; Streptophyta; Magnoliopsida; Rosales; Rosaceae.
AUGGCGCUCUUGAAGUGCCUCAAAUGGAUCUCAAGGUCAAAGUCCCCCUUGAAUGGAGUGAUGGAUGACGUUGUGAACCGCUUUGGCGGCGGAGCUUUUGGAGACCUUGGAGUCAGUCAUUUACUAGCUUCUCGACAUCCUCUGCCUGCAGGGCUGAAGUCUCGGGCCGACAUCUUUGGUGCCUCGAGCGCGAGUGGCUAA